Messenger RNA from Chenopodium quinoa (quinoa), 539 nucleotides. RefSeq names its product late embryogenesis abundant protein, group 3-like. The record is from RefSeq and is a predicted model, not a curated record. The coding region runs from base 88 to 285 and encodes 65 amino acids. The transcript is spliced from 3 exons. Lineage: Eukaryota; Viridiplantae; Streptophyta; Magnoliopsida; Caryophyllales; Amaranthaceae.
AUCAUCAACACUUGAGUUUUUCACAAGUAACAAAGCAAGAAAACCUUUAUCUUCUCAAGAACAAAACACAAGUUCAAUACAUAGAAAAUGAACUCACAAAACAUUAACUACCAUGCUGGUCAAGCCAAGGCCCAAACUGAGGAGAAGGCUAGCAACUUGACAGACAAGGCUAGCUCCGCUGCCCAAUCAACCAAGGAAUCCAUUCAAGAGGCUGGAGCACAAAUGCAAGCUAAGGCACGAGACACAAUGGAUUCAGUGAAGGAAGCCACCGGAAUGAACAAAUGAAGCACCUAACUUUAAUUGAAGUCUUGGCUACUUUUUAUGAAUCUAGCUUUUUUAAUAAGUGGGGCGAAGCUUGAGUUUCUAGCCAUUUUUUUCUAGUACUAUGUUUUGGUGUUUUUAGGGUUUAUUUUAAUUUUAUCCUAAAUAGAGAUGAUUUAUAUCCUCUAGAUGUCCAAUGUAAUAUCGUACUACUACUAGUUCUUCGAACUUCUUAUAUAAAAUGAAGUGAAAUUUUAUUUGCCUCAAUUAGUUUUCGA